Molecule: messenger RNA, 2149 nt
Organism: Cinara cedri
Lineage: Eukaryota; Metazoa; Arthropoda; Insecta; Hemiptera; Aphididae
Source: the annotation of a GenBank genome assembly
AUGUCAUUUGGUCCAAGAAGAUUUUUCCAACGAGUAAAUACGUUUUUUGUAUUUUUAUUACUUAUCUAGAUAUAUAUCUGUUUAACUUACUUAUAAAAAUUAUUUAUUGAAAACUUAUGAUUAUAUUUAUAGUUUCAAAUUAAUACAAUUUCCAAACUCAACUUCAGUAAUGUGUCUGGAGGACCAACUACACCUUCAGAAUUACCUAAACGCAAAAACCUAAUAACUGGGAAAGGUGGCCCAAUUACAUGGAAAACUGCUGGAAUUACUGGUAUUUUAGGAGCUGGUAUGGUUACAUACUUGUUAUACCUUAAAGAAGAACAAGAAGAAAGUUAGUAUUGGUAAAUAUCACAUUUAUAAUAGGUGUACAGGUACAGGGAAUUAUUCUACUUUAAGGCCCUGUGAUUUUUGGGAAUUUUUUUUACAAAAUGUGUUUUUUCAUGCUUAAUUUAAUGCUGCUUUAAAAAAAGUCAGUCAAACUUUGUUUGGAAGUUAUGGUCGAAAAACUUCAACAUUUUCAUUUUUAUCAAGGACUAUUUUAAAAGAAAAUAACCAUUGAUUUUUUAUGCGAAACCACAUUAGGUAGGUAACAAUGAAAAGUUAAAAAUUAUUUCGAGUGUAGUACCAGUUACAAAUUAAUGAAAGCAAUAUAAUAUUCUAUUGAAGACUAUACACAUUUUUUACCAACAUUAAAUAGCUAUAACUUCGAAACUAUGUCCUUAUUCUAUAUUCUGAAUUCACCAAAAACUUCGUUGUGUUAUUACCUAUCGAAUGAAAAAAAAAAAAUCAAUUUUGAGUUACCUUAAUAUGCAAAUAUUUGAAAUAACUUUAUAAUUAAGUUUUACAUGGUUUAUUGACAUUAACAGAAAAUGUAAGUACGAUUGGUAAAUUCUGAUUUCACCAAAAUGUUAAGCAUACAAAUACCAACAAUUUAAAAAAAAUAUUAAUUUUUGAAAGUUUUAACAUGAUUUUUAGAAAAAUCAACAAUUUUUAAAGUUUUUUGACUAUAACUUCCAAAGUUUGACUUUUUUUUUAAAACGGCAUUAAAUUGAGCAUAAAAAGACACACAUUUUGAAACAAAAAUUUUCUGAGCCAUAAAGUAGAAGUAUGCGUUAAUAUUUUACGUACCAAUUUAAUAAAAAAUAUAUAGCUCAGAUAACCAUCAUAGAUCCACCACCUCCCACACAUUAAAAGAAGGGUGGCGACCGCUACCCUUGACUGCUAGUUUCGGUACCACUAUACUUAAGUAUUAUUUCUGAACUAAAAAGGUUGUAUACAUUUGAAUGAAAAAAUAUAGUAUACAAAUCCAUUGUUUUUUAUUAUUUUGGUUGAAAUAUCAACUUAAAUUACUUAUAAAGAAAAUUCAGUUUCCUUCUAAUUAUUAUCCUAACAUUUUAAAUAAAAUAUUUCAUAAUUACAGAACAAAGAAAAGAAAGAAAACGUCAACUGGGUAAAGCAAAUAUUGGAGGUCCUUUUGAACUAGUUAAUGGAUCUAACAACAUUGUUAAAAGUGAACAAUUUUUGGGCCAGUGGAUGCUCAUUUAUUUUGGAUUCAGUCACUGUCCAGAUAUAUGCCCAGAUGAAUUAGAAAAAAUGGCAUUAGUAAUAGAAAAACUUGGUACAAUAAAAUUGAAAAUUUUUUUUAGAUAUAUCAUAUUAAUUAAUUAAAAUUAAUUUAGAGAAAGAAGAAGCAAAUACUGGUAUUCAAGGUAUUUUCAUCACAGUAGAUCCUGAUAGAGACACUCCUCAAAUAGUAGAUAAGUAUAUAAAAGAGUUUUCUUCAAAAUUCAUUGGUUUAAGUGGCACUUCAGAUCAAAUCCAACAAGUGUGCAAAAAAUACAGAGUUUAUUAUAGUCCUGGGAAGAAAGAUGUUGAUAAUGAUUAUAUUGUAAGUUUUAUGCAUUUUUCUCGUGACUGUUCAGUUUGUAUAUUUUUCUUUGUUAUUCAGGUGGAUCAUACAAUUAUCAUGUACCUGGUUAAUCCAGAGGGUGAAUUUAUUGAUUAUUUUGGUCAGAACAAAACAGCAAGUGAAAUAGUUGACCACAUUUUAUUACAUAUGUUUAAAUUCAAACAAGAGAAAGAAUCCUUAUUGAAGAAUUCUUUAGGGAAACUUAAUUUUUUGAGUGAAAAAAAAAUCGCCACCUCAUAA